AUGAGAUUGAUAUUUGCAACUACACUACUGGCAACCGCCGCAGCCGCCAACAAUGUUGUCAACGAGACUACAUGUGGCGGUACGACCUAUCAAUAUACCGGCCUAGAAGGAUUUGGCUUCAUCCCUUCAAAUCUGACAGAUAAAUACGGUGAUACAAUUGGAGGUACUGGCAGCUCUAUCGCUAUUGAUCAGGCUUCCUGGCAAAAGACCCCUCAAGGCGCAUACUCUGGUAUUCUCUUCUCAGCCCCAGAUCGCGGUUGGAAUACAAAUGGCACAAUCAACUAUCAGAAUCGUAUUCAGAAGUUCCAAAUUUCUCUCAAAUUGGCUUCCAAUGCCUCAGCCGAGAACCCAUCUAAGCCAAAUCUACGCCUCAAAUACCUUGACACCAUUCUCCUAAAAGGACCAGACGGCGAACCAGUCACCAGUCUCGACGCCGACGUCACGGGUAACCUCUCUUAUCCAGGAUUCCCCCCUCUCCCCGUUGCAACCUAUACAGGCGAUGGAUUCGGAGGUUCCGGUCCAGGAGGGAGACGACUCUCCCUCGAUUCAGAGGGAUUAGCACUUGCAUCCGACGGCGGCUUCUGGAUCUCAGAUGAAUACGGACCCUACAUCUAUAAGUUCAGCUCAAAGGGUCUAAUGGAACACGCUAUCCAACCACCUGAAGCAUUCCUACCACGUCGUAACGGUUCUCUAAGCUUUAACUCGAACACCCCGCCUAUUUAUGAUCCUUCCGCUGUGCCUAAUCCCAUCAACACAGAGACUGGACGCGACAAUAACCAGGGUUUUGAGGGUGUGACAAUUUCCGCAGACGGAAAGACACUGUAUACACUUAUCCAGUCUGCGCUUGAUCAGGAGGGUGGACCGAAUAUUCAACAUACGCGCAAUGCUCGUCUACUCGCUUAUGACAUCUCGGGUAGAACACCAGAAUAUGUCCAUGAGUGGGUUGUUCAACUUCCGAAGUAUCGUGAUUACACAGAGACCGAUCCAAGUAAGGAGUGGAAGAUUGCAGCGCAGUCUGAGAUUCACCAGCUUCCUACGGGUGACUUUCUAGUUUUAGCUCGUGACGCUGGCUUUGGUCGGGGACAGAGCGAGACUAGAUCUAUUUAUCGACAUGCGGAUGUCUUUUCUGUGUUGAAUACGAAGUCUGUUUCGGAUAUCAAGGGGCAGAAAGAUUAUGAUACGCCUUCUGGUGCUAUUGCUUCGUCUGAUGGUUUUUUGAAAUCGGAGAUCACGCCGGCUGAGUAUUGUUCUUUCGUGGACUAUAAUGUUAACUCUGAGCUUGCGAAAUUUGGUCUUCAUAACGGUGGCCUUCCGGAUAGAAGUCUGUUGAAUGAGAAGUGGGAAAGUCUUUCUCUUGUUCCUGUCAAUCCGGGAAAUGACGACAAUGAAUAUUUCUUAUUCAGUAUGAGUGAUAAUGACUUUAUGACUCAGGAUGGGCACAUGAAUGGUGGGAAGCUUCACUAUAAGGAUACAUCUGGGUAUAGCCUCGACAGCCAGGUUCUGGUUUUCAAGGUCCAGUUUUAA
This is a messenger RNA of Penicillium angulare, 1524 nucleotides long. Its product is annotated as esterase-like/phytase family protein. Lineage: Eukaryota; Fungi; Ascomycota; Eurotiomycetes; Eurotiales; Aspergillaceae. The record is from RefSeq and is a predicted model, not a curated record. Bases 1 to 1524 code for a protein of 507 amino acids. The transcript has 3 exons.